AUGUGUGACUCCUCGCCUUCAUCUUGUGUCGACAAGGCCAGUCGAUGGGAGCUCUCUUCAAGCACUUCGUCGCCACGAUCAGACUCUUCUACCAACCCGAACCACAGCUUGUUCUCUUCGCCUGACUCUCCUGCUGAGACGGAGAUGUCUCUACCUAGCCUUGGACCUCAAGACUCUCAGAAGUCUCCCAUCAAUGGACAGCCUCAAUUUGUUGUCAUGCCCAGUUUUGCAAAUCACAUCAUUGGCGGGCAGCAAGCAUACACCCCAGGUCAAAUCCGGGCGAUGCGCGAUACUCUUCUUCAAGCACGACACACGGGAGAGUUCCCCAAGACAACAUCUUCAUCAGAAGAUGCCCAAACCAUUGUGGAGGACUACCGGCUUCUCAAACGUCUUCGCGAUGUACGAGGCGAUCCCAUGCAGCCACCGCCACAAGCAUACAACAUCCUCAAGGUUGACAUUGCUCGUCGCAUCAAGGCCCGCGAUGAAGCCCAACAAGGUGAAUCCAACCUUGAAGAGAUUGACCAUCGGGUACAAGGCUGGAUGAACUCAAUCAACAAGGAAGCCCGCAUGUUGGAGAUUACGCAGGCGGCACUUCAGCGCAAGGGCAUCAACAACCCCACGCAAGACGACUUGGACGCCAUCGCCGAAGAGUUCAUGCAGAUUGCGGAGCGCACACUUCUCGACGUCGCCAACCCCCUGCGAAUGAACGCCUCGCGAAUGGAGGGCAACAUCAGUCGCUUCGACAGCCAGCUGAGUGGCAUGACGUCUCGGAUCAAUGGCUUGUCAUCCCUUGAUGAAGCAAUGACGGCGCAGAUCAACACUCUCAAUUCAGUCAUGACCUCACAGGUCAACACCCUGAGCACUAUGCUGAGUUCGCAGAGCAACACCUUCAAUGGAUCAGCCAACAUGCUCAACACAGCACUGAACACCGUCUCAGCGGACUUGCACCAACUCACAUCCAACCUUCCGGCCUUGAUUGCCACGGCAGUUCAGGCCGCAGUCCGAGAACAGCUUUCUUCUUUCUCCAAUCAACACGAUGUCAACUCGCAGCAUCGAGUGAACUUUGAACAGCCACCUGGUUAUACCACAGUGAAGCGGUCGCAACAAAACCAGCAGGCUGGUAGAGAGACUUUCACCGCAUUCACAUACCCGGUGGCCUCGAAGACUCAAGUAUCGGAACAGCAACACUAUGAACAGACUUCUCACCUGAGCAAACCACCGAAAGAGUCGAAACUCAAUAAGUUAUUGCGGUGCAUCAUGGGAAAGGGGAGGUCGGCGAGAAAGGAGGAUCACGAGAGAGCAAACUCAGCAUGA
Messenger RNA from Colletotrichum graminicola M1.001, 1314 nucleotides. RefSeq lists its product as uncharacterized. The record is from RefSeq and is a predicted model, not a curated record. The coding region runs from base 1 to 1314 and encodes 437 amino acids. The transcript has a single exon. Lineage: Eukaryota; Fungi; Ascomycota; Sordariomycetes; Glomerellales; Glomerellaceae.